UCCACCGAGACGGGAGGUCAUCCUGAUCCUGAUCCUGAUCCUCAUCCCUUUGUCAGACCCCAGACCCGAGGGGGUGUUUGCUCAAAGACACAAAACGUCUGAAUGGUUUUAUAAGCAAAACCAGCUGCGGCGGGUCCGUGCGUGAUUUGCGUGUGCGUGAAAAGGGGUGUGCAAAAAAAAAAAAAAAAGAGAGAGAGAAAGUUUUCAUUUUUCUUUUUUUUUGGAAGGCAUGGACUCGGAGACUUGCAGUCCGUACAGCGACAUGACCUCCAUGGACGCGUUUUACAGUCCUCCUGCAGCGCAAGGUCGGGACCAGCAGGAGGACCACUUGAGGACUGAGUCCAAAUACAAAGGUCACGCGUACGGAGGAGACAAGUCCCGGAGCCCCUUCCCGCAGGAGUGCCACUCGCUGGAUGCCGGACAGGCUGCUUUCAGUAAAUUCCACCUCUUCAUGCACCGGUCCUCCUGCAGGACGCCUCCCCGGGAAGGAGAGGAGCGGCACGGCGCAGAGAUCGUCUCCUGCUACGGUAAAGAGACUUCCAAUCUACCGGACUCGGACUUGACUCCACUCUCGGACCAUUUAACAAUGGAGGCCAGCUACCAGGGUGUGAAGACGGCGUCUGAUAGGCCGACGGGCGGCGACUUGGCCAGCCCGCACGACAAAGGCGAUGGCGGCGAGAGCAACAAGGGCAAGAAGAGACGCAACCGCACCACCUUCACCAGCUACCAGCUGGAAGAGCUGGAGAAGGUCUUCCAGAAGACUCACUACCCCGACGUUUACGCCCGCGAGCAGCUGGCACUCAGGACCGACCUGACGGAAGCUCGCGUGCAGGUGUGGUUCCAGAACCGGCGGGCCAAGUGGAGAAAGCGUGAGCGUUUUGGUCAGAUGCAGCAGGUUCGAACCCACUUCUCCGCAGCGUACGAGCUACCGCUGCUGACACGCCCUGAGAGUUACGCACAAAUACAGAACCCGUCCUGGAUCGGCGGCGGCGGCGGCAGUGCGGCGUCGCCUGUGCCCGGGUGCGUCGUGUCCUGUGACACCGUGACCCCCUGCAUGACCCCUCACCCCCACUCCGCCGGCGGGGUGUCGGAUUUCCUGGGCGUCUCCAGCCCCGGGGCUCACAUGGGCCAGGCACACAUGGGCGGCCUGUUUGGGGGAUCUCCAGGCAUGGCUACGGGCCUCAACACGUACGAUCUCAACAUGGACCCGGACCGCAAGUCCUCCAGUAUCGCCUCUCUGCGCAUGAAGGCCAAAGAGCACAGUGCGGCCAUAUCUUGGGCCACAUGAUGUGUGUGUGUGUGUGUGUGUGUGUGUGUGUGUGUGUGGUGGAGGCAUUGAAAUCUAACACUACUACCUUCAUUCAACACGCAUGUACGCAAAAGACAGGACUCCACCUACCGCAGGAAGUCUCGCUUCAGCCCUUAGUGCUGCAAUUUUUAGCAUCAGCAGCAUCAGGAAGAGAAGUACCUGCAGGAAGAACAACAACACAAUUUGAGACCAGGGACCUUGGAGAUUCAACACGAGGAUCCGUGAUGUAAAACGGAUGCGUUGGGAAGGACGGAAUCUUCAGAGGCCGUGUCGGAACACGAGCGCCCCGCCAUUGAUCACGUCUAUCAGUUCAUGGUCAUUGUGGAUGAUGCUGAUGGUGCAAGACAAGGAGGAGAGGGGCAGGGGGGUCCAAAGUGCAUAUCCAUCACUCAGCAUUCACCACCCUGCAGACUUCCAAACAGAUUUGGGAUUUUAUUGGUGGGAAAAACCAAGCUUAAAAACAGGGGUGUCCAAAGUGCGGCCUUUCUAAAAAAAAAAAAUAAUAAUUUAACAUAAAAAGAAGUCAAAAUAUUAAUGGAAAAGGUUUAUAGGUUUGUCUCGUAAAUGUAUGACUUUAUUCUCAUAAAAUAAUUUUUUUUUGUAAAUUCAAGACUUGUAAAUGUAAAUUUUUUCUCAUAAAUAAACUUUAUUCUCAUAAAUGUAUGACUUCAAAUUCUCAAAAUAUCCUCAAAAAUU
This is a messenger RNA of Doryrhamphus excisus (bluestripe pipefish), 2005 nucleotides long. The record is from RefSeq and is a predicted model, not a curated record. NCBI's taxonomy places the organism in Eukaryota, Metazoa, Chordata, Actinopteri, Syngnathiformes, Syngnathidae.